Condylura cristata (star-nosed mole) is the source of this 7510-nucleotide messenger RNA. It is a transcript of the gene POLR1B, whose product is annotated as polymerase (RNA) I polypeptide B, 128kDa. The record is from RefSeq and is a predicted model, not a curated record. The coding region runs from base 306 to 3713 and encodes 1135 amino acids. Gene Ontology annotation, biological process: DNA-templated transcription. Gene Ontology annotation, molecular function: DNA-directed RNA polymerase activity; ribonucleoside binding; DNA binding. Lineage: Eukaryota; Metazoa; Chordata; Mammalia; Eulipotyphla; Talpidae. Gene Ontology annotation, cellular component: RNA polymerase I complex; nucleus. The transcript has 15 exons.
AGCCAAUGAGUUCAGAACCCGAAUAGGACGUGGAGCAAGAGUGGGUCAAGUUCCCGCGUCUCGCUGGAGCUGUCAGCUCAGCAAAGAGAGGACCGGAAAGGGCGGGUCACGCUCCGGCUCCGCAGGGUUUAACCGGCUCCUUCACUCCGUGGUUUUGGUUCCAAGUCGGCCCUAUAAAAUGGAAGGACCAAGGGCGGGGUAACAAGGAGAACUACAUUUCCCAGCAGGCCGCGGACGCGGGGUCUUCUGCCUUUCUUCCCGGCGCGUGUGUAGUGGUUGCUGGGGUUCAGGGUGCAGGCGACCGCAUGGAUUCCUGCGGCCGGUGGCGGAACCUGCCCAGCGGGCCUAGCCUAAAGCACUUGACCGAUCCCUCUUACGGGAUCCCACGGGAACAGCAAAAACCGGCGCUGCAGGAGCUGACGCGGGCGCAUGUCGAGUCCUUCAACUACGCGGUGCGCGAGGGACUCAGUCACGCGGUGCAGGCUAUACCUCCCUUCGAAUUUGCUUUCAAAGAUGAACGCAUCUCCCUUACUAUUGUGGAUGCUGUCAUCAGUCCCCCCACAGUUCCCAAGGGGAGCAUCUGCAAAGAGCUCAAUGUCUACCCAGCAGAAUGCCGGGGCCGAAGGAGCACCUACAGGGGAAAGUUGACAGCUGAUAUCAGCUGGGCAGUGAAUGGAAUCACAAAAGGAGUCAUUAAACAAUUUCUUGGCUAUGUCCCCAUCAUGGUGAAGUCCAAGCUCUGCAACUUAUACAACCUUCCUCCUAAAGCCCUCAUUAAGCAUCAUGAGGAAGCAGAGGAAAUGGGAGGCUAUUUUAUAAUCAAUGGCAUUGAAAAAGUCAUCCGAAUGUUGAUUAUGCCUAGGAGGAAUUUCCCCAUUGCAAUGAUACGACCAAAAUGGAAAACCAGAGGCCCUGGCUAUACACACUUUGGAGUUUCAAUGCACUGUGUGCAGGAAGAACAUUCUGCUGUCAACAUGAAUCUUCACUAUUUAGAAAAUGGCACAGUUAUGUUGAACUUCAUUUACCGGAAAGAACUGUUUUUCCUUCCUUUGGGAUUUGCACUUAAGGCACUUGUCAACUUCUCCGAUUAUCAGAUUUUUCAGGAGCUCAUCAAAGGAAAAGAGGAUGAUUCUUUCUUCAGAAAUUCAGUCUCUCAGAUGUUACGGAUUGUAGCAGAAGAGGGUUGUUCCACACAAAAACAAGUCCUUCAUUAUCUAGGUGAACGCUUCAGAGUAAAGCUCAAUCUUCCUGACUGGUAUCCAAAUGAACAAGCUGCAGAGUUUCUGUUCAACCAGUGCAUCUGUAUCCACUUGAAAUCCAAUACUGAAAAGUUUUAUAUACUUUGUUUCAUGACCCGGAAGCUUUUUGCUUUAGCUAAAGGAGAGUGCAUGGAAGAAAAUCCUGAUAGUUUGGUGAAUCAGGAAGUCCUUACUCCUGGUCAGCUCUUCCUCAUGUAUCUGAAGGAAAAAAUGGAAAGUUGGUUAGUGUCCAUUAAACUAGCUAUAGAUAAGAGAUCUCAGAAGACUAAUGUGUCCAUUAACAGUGAAAAUUUGAUGAAGAUUUUUAAUCUGGGAACAGACCUUACCAAACCAUUUGAAUAUCUUCUUGCAACUGGGAAUCUACGUUCUAAAACAGGUCUUGGCUUCCUGCAAGAUUCUGGACUUUGCGUUGUGGCUGACAAGCUGAACUUCAUACGCUAUCUCUCCCACUUCCGCUGUGUGCACAGAGGUGCUGAUUUUGCCAAGAUGAGGACCACCACAGUGCGCAGGCUGCUGCCAGAGUCCUGGGGUUUUCUUUGUCCCGUGCACACCCCAGAUGGGGAGCCCUGUGGCCUGAUGAACCACUUAACUGCCACCUGUGAGGUUGUCACACAGUUUGUGUACACCGCGUCUAUUCCAGCCUUGCUCUGCAACCUGGGUGUCACCCCGGUGGACGGAGCGCCGCACCGACCCUACCGCGCGUGCUACCCUGUCCUGCUGGACGGCGUGAUGGUCGGCUGGGUGGCCGAGGAGCUAGCGCCCGGCGUCGCCGAUGCUGUCCGACAGUUCAAGGUGUUGAGAGAAAAAAGAAUUCCUCCCUGGAUGGAGGUGGCCCUCAUCCCCAUGACAGGAAAACCUGGCCUGUACCCAGGGUUGUUCCUUUUCACCACUCCUUGUAGACUGAUACGACCUGUGCAGAAUUUGGAGCUGGGUAAAGAAGAGCUAAUUGGAACUAUGGAACAGCUCUUCAUGAACAUAGCUAUCUUUGAGGAUGAGGUUUUUGCUGGAGUUACCACCCACCAAGAGCUCUUUCCUCACAGCCUGCUGAGUGUUAUUGCCAACUUCAUCCCGUUCUCCGAUCACAACCAGAGUCCGCGGAACAUGUACCAGUGCCAGAUGGGUAAACAAACCAUGGGUUUUCCUCUUCUCACUUACCAAGACAGAUCAGAUAAUAAACUGUAUCGUCUUCAGACCCCACAGAGCCCUUUAGUGAGACCUUACAUGUAUGACUAUUAUGACAUGGAUAACUAUCCAAUUGGGACAAAUGCCAUCGUUGCUGUUAUUUCUUACACUGGCUAUGAUAUGGAGGAUGCUAUGAUUGUGAAUAAGGCGUCUUGGGAACGAGGCUUUGCCCAUGGAAGUGUCUACAAGUCUGAGUUCAUAGAUCUCUCUGAAAAAAUUAAACAAGGAGAUGAUAGCCUGGUGUUUGGAAUCAAACCUGGUGACCCGCGGGUUUUGCAGAAGUUGGAUGAUGACGGGCUGCCAUUUAUUGGAGCUAAACUGCAGUAUGGAGAUCCAUAUUACAGCUACCUGAACCUAAACACUGGGGAGAGCUUUGUGAUGUAUUAUAAGAGUAAAGAAAAUUGUGUUGUGGAUAACAUCAAAGUGUGCAGUAAUGACACUGGAAAUGGAAGAUUCAAGUGUGUUUGCAUCACAAUGAGAGUCCCUCGGAACCCUACUAUCGGAGAUAAAUUUGCCAGUCGGCAUGGGCAGAAGGGCAUCUUGAGCCGAUUGUGGCCAGUCGAAGACAUGCCAUUUACUGAGAGUGGGAUGGUCCCAGACAUUCUGUUCAAUCCACAUGGCUUUCCAUCCCGAAUGACCAUUGGUAUGUUAAUAGAGAGUAUGGCAGGGAAGUCUGCUGCCCUGCAUGGUCUCUGCCAUGAUGCUACACCCUUCACCUUUUCAGAGGAGAACUCGGCCUUGGAAUACUUCGGCGAAAUGUUAAAGGCUGCUGGCUACAACUUCUAUGGCACUGAGAGGUUGUACAGCGGCAUCAGUGGGCUCGAACUGGAAGCAGACAUUUUCAUAGGUGUGGUUUACUAUCAGCGCUUACGACACAUGGUCUCAGACAAAUUCCAAGUUAGAACAACAGGAGCCAGAGACAAAGUCACAAACCAGCCUAUUGGGGGGAGAAAUGUCCAGGGUGGAAUCCGUUUUGGGGAAAUGGAGCGGGAUGCUCUUUUAGCUCACGGUACAUCUUUUCUCCUUCAUGACCGCCUCUUCAACUGUUCUGAUCGAUCGGUAGCCCACGUGUGUGUGAAGUGUGGUAGUUUACUCUCACCGCUGUUGGAGAAGCCACCCCCUUCCUGGUCUGCCCUGCGCAAUAGAAAAUACAACUGCACGGUGUGUGACCGCAGCGACACGAUUGACACCGUUUCUGUGCCUUACGUUUUUCGGUAUUUUGUAGCUGAGCUGGCAGCUAUGAACAUCAAAGUGAAACUGGACGUCAUUUAACUUGAUGUGGCCUUCUGGGUUAGAGCUAUCAGGUUAAAGCAAAAUUAACUUCAGUAAAGCUGUUGCUAUGUUAUGCCAGUGUUUUGUAAAGGGUGUUAGACUUUCAGACUAACUCAAGCUCUCUAAGUCUCUGGUAUAAUAACUACUGAAGUUGAUUUUAAAAAAAUGCUCCAUUAAAAAAUAGACGACUCUAUAGGGAAAAUUGUCCUUUCCAAACCCAGCUUUCAGUACUUCACUUUCAAACAGGUAUUUGUCCAUGUAGAACAGAGUAGUCAAAUACAAAUAUGAUGCAAGCCAUGGAUGCAGUCAUAUCUUUUCCUACUGUUACAGUUAUUUUUUAACAGAUUUAUUGAAGUGUGAUUGUUAUACAGGUAACCACACAUUUAAUGUGAACAAUUACAUGGAUUUUCAUGGGCCUCUGAAACAACCAGGAUAAUAAUAAACAUCCAUCCUAUUUCCUCCGGCCCCCUUGUUUUUGCUUGUUGCAGCAAGACCACUUUUUCCUUAACAAAUUAAGUGUACAAUGCAGUUUUGUUAACUAUAGGCACAGUACUGUACAGCAGAUCUCUAGAAUUCAUUCAUUUUCCUUGUGGCCCUGGCACAGCAAUUCCCAUCUUCUCCCCUGCAGUGCUCCUGGUAACCAUUCUCUCUUUCGCUAAGCUUGACUGUUUGAUAUUACAGAUAACUCUUGUCAGUGAGUCUGUGCAGAGUAUUUCUCUGUGACUGGUCUCCUCAGGUUUUUGAAAACAUGUUGCAUGGGGCUGGAUUUCCCUUUUUAAGGUUUAAUGCUACUCCACUGUGUGUAAAUGCCAUAUUUUCUUUGCCCACUUCUCUAUUUAAUGGACAGUUAGUUUGUUGACAUCUUAGAAAUAAUAUCUGAUGUCAUGUAGCCAAAAUGUCAUUUCAACAUGUGGUGAAUAUAAAAAAUGAACUGGGCUAUAUUUUUCUAUACUAAAUCCAUAAGAUCUAGUGGAUGUGUCCUUUUUUGUAUUCAGCAUGCACCGUGUGUAUGUACUGUGUCAUUAAUGGUAACUGGGCUGUCCCAUACUGACUUUUACAGUGUUGAUAGGAGCUGCCUUGCCUACAGUUACUUGUGGAAGUGUAAGGUAUUUUUUGACGUGUAAAAGCUUUAUAAUUUUUCACUGAGUUUGGCUUUAGUGGCCUAUCACUAAUUAUGAGGCAGAUAAUUCUAGACUGAGAAAAAUAGACCAUUCAAGGUAUAUUCUGGCUUUGCUUCAUGAAACUAUUGAAAACAAAAUCUGGAAUAACACCUUGAAUCUGUUGACUGAAACUUCCCCUACUGGUUGUAGAAUCUGUUUAGACUGUCCAGACCAGCCUAUCUACCUCAUCAUCCCUUAAGUGAAAUCUAUUGUUCACAUCCCUCCAUUUUUUUUGAACAGCAUUAAAAAUGGUUAAUGAAAUAGUUAACUUUCAGCUUUAACUAAAAUUGAUAUGCUAGAUUCACAACUAAGAAAUUGACAUUGGACCAAUUCACAGAGCUUAUUUGGAUUUCCCAAUUUACAUGCACUCGUUUGUAUACGUAUGUAUAGUUCUCUUCAGUGUUAUCAGGUGGAGAUUGGUGUCACCAGUAGUAUAACCAAGAUAAAAAGCUGUUAUACCAAAAGAUGCUAUCCUUUUAGAACCAUUCCUACCUCCUUCCCCCAUUGUUAACCCCUGGCCACCACUAAUAAUUUUGUUAUUUCAAAAAUAGUAUGUAAAAUAAAAUCAUGUGACCUUUUGAGAUUGCCCUUUUCUAUUCAACCUAAUUCCCUCGAGAUUCAUCCAAGCUGUUGGAUGAAUCAGUAGUUUAUCCCAUCUUAUUGCUACAUAUAGUACUCUGUGGGGGUGUUGUUAACCUGUUUAAAGAUAUUUUGGUUGCUUGGCGUUUUGUGUUUACAUAUAAAGCUGUUCUGAACGAUCAUGGAGUUUUUGUGUAAGCACGUAUUUUCCUUUCUCUAGGACAAGUGACCACCAAUAAAAUUGCUCUGUGGUAAGGGGCGUUGCAUGUUUAGUUUUCUGGUAAGCUGCCAAACUUUACCACACUCCACUCCCACCAGCACUAUAUGAGUGAUCCAUUUCUCCUACAUCGUGACUAUCACUGCAUUUUAGCCUUUCUAAUAAGUGAAUAACUAGCGUGAUAGCUCGUGGUUUUAUUUUGCACUUCUCCGGUGGUUAGUGAUGUUGAAUAAUUUUCAGUGUACUUUCUUCUUGUCUGCAUAACCUCAGUGAAAUGUCUGUUCUUAUCUUUUGCUUGUUUUCUAAUUGGGUUGUCUGUCUUUUUACUAUUGAAUUUCAAGAUUUCAUUAUGUAUUCUUAUAAUAAUUAUAUAGUUUUAUAGUUAUAUGAAUGGCUUUUGUCAUAAAUUUCUGCAAAUAUUUUUUCCCAGCCUAUUGCUUAUCUUUUCAUUUUUAUGGAAGAACACAAAAGAAUGUAUAGUUUGAAAGAAAAAAAUCUGUGUUCAAGACUGAGUAUUAUCUCUGAAUAUACUGUUAGAACAUACAGCAAAGUGCUGUACAUAAACUGAUUUACAUUUUAUGGUUUGGUGUAUGUUAAUGAAGUAUUGGAAGAUACAUUAUUCUAUUGAGAAAAUCACAUUAUACAUCAAAUUGAAUUAUAUUUUAUUUCACUAAGAAACGUUUAGCUAACUUCAAAAACCCACACUGAUUAUUUUCACUUUUGUGGGACUGAUGGUCUCUGUUGCAACGAUUGAACCAUCCCAAAGCAGCGCUAUUAGAUAAGACCCGUGACAGGGCAUUCCCGUGUUCCAUACAAUUUCUUACAGAAACUGAAUUUGGCAUUUGGACACUUGAUUAUAGAAAUGGGUUGUAGGCAAAAUACAAAUGAAGUAUCACCUCAAAAAGAGCUGUUUUAAUGACUGAGUGAUACAAUGUCUGUGUUGUGUAUUGGCAAAGCAAAAUAGAAGGUAUUGUUAAAAGACUGAUAAACUAAAUUGAGUGCUAUGUUAGAUACUUCUGUGAGUAAACAGCAGCUGAAAUAUAUCUAUUCAAAGGAAAAUUACAUAAUCAAAUUUGAAUUAUAGGUGACUGUAACUAAGAUACACAUAAUAAGAUAUAUAUAUAAAUAUAAAAGAGCUGUGUGCAACAUGGAAUGACAGAAUAUGAAUGGGUAUAUAAAGAACAAAGAGAAACCUGUAUACAAUAUUGAGGGGUGUUAUGUCUCUUAGAAUAUAGCAGAAUAAAGGGAAACUAAACACACAGAAGUAAGGUUAUAAGCUAGUAUUUCUGUAAAUUGGAUUGUUGGGGGGAUUGUUGGGGGUACUUUAUCAAAAUUGAAACUAUUAUACACAUAACUGAAUUCUUUAUUUUAUAUCUCCAUUAAUGAAGAGUUUGUGACUGAAUAUAUUUACUGAAAAUUUAUACACAAAAUUGAAUGGUAGGAAAUACAUCCUUAUAAGUGGAAUGUUGGUAGAAAAUAAAGAAGGUGUUUCACUGAAAGGAAAACUACACAAUGCAUCUAUAUAUCUGGAAUAGAGUGUAGUUAAAAGAUAAAUGAAUAUACUCAAAGAAAGUGGUUACUGUUGAAAGAUAAAUUACUUAUCUGAAUUCAAUAUUGUUAAAGGCUGAGUGAUGGUUUUUACCUCAUCAAUAAAAGCAUGUAUCUGUAGUGUUAGAAUUUAAGCAUUUGUGCCUAUUGAAAGAUUUAGAUUUCUAUGAAUGGACUGCUGGUAGAACAGAAGUUAGUAUCUGCUGAAACACACUGCUAUGCACAACGGUAAAUGUUUUAUCUUUUAUGAACUGAAUGUAAACCCAACUGAAUAAAACCUACUCAAAUGAGAA